Electrophorus electricus (electric eel) is the source of this 7860-nucleotide messenger RNA. The record is from RefSeq and is a predicted model, not a curated record. Lineage: Eukaryota; Metazoa; Chordata; Actinopteri; Gymnotiformes; Gymnotidae.
UGAAGCGCGGUUCUCUCAGGGACGCGGGGUCGGUUGUGGUCUUGAACGUCCCCGCAGUAAACCCCUCUGAAAGAGGCCGAAUAUGUGCGAGGCGGCGCUGCCAGCCAGCUGAGCGCUUAACGGCCGUGUGACGCACUCGACCACGGCUGGGCUCGCGCGUGCAGUCCGAGGAUUCAAAAGGUUCUGCGCGAGGCGAAGGCCCAACGGACGUCAACACACAACGGGCGAGUUUUUGUGUGGAAACAAGCGGUCAAACCCUGUUUUUAUAAAUACUUCACUCGACUGCGGGGACUGGAGUGUGUGAGAUGUGAGGGAUGGUUUGUGUGUAUGUGUAAGUGUCCUGUACCCAGCUGUCACUAUGAAUGGGGACAUGCCUCAUGUACCCAUCACUACACUUGCUGGAAUCGCUGGCCUCACUGACCUGCUGAACCAGCUGCCCCUGCCCUCCCCGUUGCCCGGGACGACCACUAAGAGUGUGUUGUUCAGUGGGUGGGUGGUGGAGGAGGUGAGCCGGCUGCUGUCCUGCAGGGAUGAAGGCCUGGCUCUUCAGCUCGCCAGCGCCCUCAACCAAGUCUCAACAGAACACAUAGAGCUGAAGGACAGUCUGAGUACUGAUGAUUUGGAGGGAGAUGUUCCAGUCCUAAUGCAGUUGCUACUGUCCAGAAACCCAAACAUCUUCACAGCCACGACUACAGCCACAACCACACCCACAACCCCUCAGUACAGCACCCAGUCUGGUUUAGCUCAACAGGCAAUGGCCCCACAGUACAAAAUCACCCAUAAUUCCACACAGGGCAGCCCUGUCUCCACUAACUACCAGCAGGGCUCUGUGUCUCACAGCCCGUCUGGGCACUUUGUAGCAGGUCCGGCAGGGUCUGGGGGUCGCUUUGUUCCCCCGCAGACGAGCCCUGUGCCCAGUCCCUACACACCUCAGAGUCCUGUCACAGCCUACAGACAGUACUCCCAUCCACCCACCUACAGCCAGCCCCAGCACCUGCAGCCAGGGUCUGUAGCAAGUCCCAUAAUGCCCAGUGUUAUGAGGAGCACCCAUGAGAGUAAGGGUCAGGAGCGGAGCUUCUUUGGCCCUGGGCGUGAACCUGGCCCCGGCCUGCUGCUAGGCUCCGUGGAGAAGCCCCGGGGCCUGGGGCCCAGCCCGGGCGAGAAGGCAGGUGUGUAUGACGCGCUGGGCUCCCCUUCUGGGGAGGUGGGCAAGGUGGCGGGGCGGGACGGGCAGGCCAGGCCGGCGGACAUGGACCUGGGUGGAGUGUUUCCCAGUUCUGACCCAGAAGGAGAGCUGGUGGAGGCUCUGGCUGCCAUAGAGAGGAUGGAGAGUGAGGCUGCCUUGGAAACAGACCGUAGCGCGAAAGAGGUGCAGGACAAAGAUAAGCCUUUAAAGAAGAGGAAACAAGACUCCCACCCCCAGGAGCCUGGUGCAGGGUGUGGUGGGGGCGUGGUUGGAGGUCUCCGACUGGCCCCAGCCAGUGCGGUGGGCGGAGCCGAAGAUGUCAGUGUUGCACACCAUUGGCCACAGGAGCCUCAAGAGGGCGUGACUCCCAAACCGCUCCAGCACCACCACUGCCAUGAUGACAGGCAUCCAGAAGCCCCCCGGCAGAAGCACAGGCCUGAGGGUCGCCACGCUGAUGGAGAAGGCAGCCCACGGCAUGCAGCUCAGUCCGCCAGCAAGCCUAGUGCCUUGCCCACCUAUGUCCUGGGGGAACACGUUGGGCCAGGAGCACUUCCACCAUAUAAGGAGCCCGAGGGGGCGGGGCACGUAGGCAUGGGCGACGGAGCUGUGCCCCAAGAUUGGAAGCAGCCACGCGUGUGCCUUGAGCGACUGGAAGCAGAGUCAGACAUGAAGAAGAGCGUGAAGCCAGUGGUGGUCCUACAGAAGCUCUCUGCAGACGAGGUGCAGCGGUUGACGAGGGAGAGAGACUCCCGCGCCAGCAAAUCCAACAAGAACAGACACGCCUCUGGGAGAUAUGGGAAAGGUGGGCUGGACCCGUCUGUGCUGAAGGAUCUUCCCCCUGAGCUGCUGGCAGAGAUCGAGUCCACCAUGCCACUGUGUGAGAGAGUGAAGGUGAACAAACGCACACGCAGCAGCGCUAAUGAGAGGCCACACUACGCAGAGGACAGCUCAGAUGAUCAGGACAUCACCGCUGACUUAGUGGCAUCUUUGUGUGUCCCAGUGAUGCGUAAGCGCCAUAAGAAGGACCGUGACCACACGUGGGAGUAUGAGGAGCGAGAUAGACGGAGCUCUGGGGAACAUCGGCGAGGAGUUCAUGAUGCUCGCAGGGGCUCAGGUGGUCGCUGGGACGACUCUGAGGACGACACACCCAGCCUAAGUGAUGUGGGACGGAACCUAAAGAAAAGGGAGAAACAGAAGAAGAGGAAAGCCUAUGAGCCCAAACUCACUGCUGAGGAAAUGAUGGACUCCUCCACCUUCAAGAGGUUCUGCAACAGUAUUGAGAGCAUACUAGAGAACCUGGAGGAAGGGGACUUUACAGCUCAAGAUGAUGAUGAGAUUCCACAGGAGCUGCUGUUAGGGAAACACCAGCUGAGUGAACUGUGCAGUGAGUCUGCUAAGAUAAAAGCUAUGGGCAUCACAGACAGGAUUCCCUCUGAGAAGCUGGUGAAGCUGUUGAAUAUCAUGGAGAGGAACAUUCUGGAUGGAUCCAGUCUGUCCACACUCAUGAAUCCUGGCAAUGAGGGUGAAGACGAAGAGCGCUUGUGGCGUGACCUCAUCAUGGAGCGUGUGACCAAGUCUGCGGAUGCGUGUCUCUCGGCACUGCACAUCAUGACGUCGCCUCACAUGCCCAAAGCUGUGUAUAUCGAGGACGUGAUUGAGAGGCUGCUUCAGUUCACAAAGUUCCACCUGCAGAACACAUUGUACCCUCAGUACGACCCUGUGUACCGCCUCGACCCUAAAGGAGGCUCCAUACUGAGCUCCAAGGUGAAGAGGGCCAGGUGCUGCACGGCUAAGCAGAGAGUGAUCGUUAUGCUCUAUAAUAAAGUGUGUGACGUGCUCAGCAACAUCUCUGAGCUACUCGACAUCCAGCUGCUGACUGAUACCACCAUACUUCAGGUCUCAUCCAUGGGAAUCACCCCUUUCUUUGUGGAGAAUGUCAGUGAGCUGCAGCUGUGUGCUAUUAGGCUGGUCACGGCGGUGUUUUCUCGCUAUGAGAAACACAGGCAGUUGAUCCUGGAAGAGAUCUUUACCUCUCUGGCCAGACUGCCGACCAGUAAACGCAGUCUCAGAAACUUCAGGCUGAACAGCAGUGAUGCUGAGGGAGAGCCAGUGUAUAUUCAGAUGGUGAGUGCUCUGGUGCUGCAGCUCAUCCAGUGUGUGGUGCACCUGCCCUUAGACAGCGACAACACAGAUGACGACCACAAGAAGGUGGAUGACGAUGUGUUCAUUACAAAUUCAUAUGAGACAGCCAGACGCACUGCUCAGAACUUCCUCUCUGUAUUCCUCAAAAAGUGUGGCAGUAAGCAGGGAGAGGAGGACUACAGACCACUGUUUGAGAACUUUGUUCAGGACCUGCUCUCUACAGUCAACAAGCCAGAAUGGCCCGCCUCUGAACUCCUGCUCAGCCUUCUGGGGAGACUGCUGGUGCAUCAGUUCAGUAAUAAGCAGACUGAGAUGGCUCUGAGGGUGGCAUCUCUGGACUACCUGGGUACUGUAGCAGCCCGGCUCAGGAAGGACUCUGUCACCAGCAACAUGGACCAGAAAGCCAUUGACCGCAUACUGCAACAGGCCUCAGGGAAGGAUGAGACCCAGCAACUGCAGAAAGCUCUGCUGGACUUUAUGGAUGAGAAUGCAGAGACUGAUCCUGCACUUACAUUUGCGCGGAGGUUCUACGUUGCGCAGUGGUUCCGGGACUGUACUGCAGACUGUGAGAAGGCCAUGCGCACCCAGAGCCACAAGGAAGAUGAGUUGGAAGGAACGCACCAUGCCAAAGAGCUGCAUGCCACACAAGACAUUCUGCACAGGGCUGAGGCCCGCAAAGCAUUCCUCCACUCCGUCAUCCAAUCCGCCCCCAACCAGUUUACAACGCUCAGGAUGAAUUGCAACACUGUGGACUAUCAGGACUCCUGUCUUAUUGUACGCUAUCUGGCUUCUACCAGACCCUUUUCACAGAGCUUUGACAUCUACCUGACCCAGAUCUUGAGGGUUCUGGGAGAGAGUGCGAUAGCAGUGAGGACCAAAGCCAUGAAGUGUCUGUCUGAGGUGGUGGCAGUGGACCCCAGCAUCCUGGCUAGGUCUGAUAUGCAGCGUGGGGUCCAUGGGAGGCUGAUGGAUAACUCCACCAGUGUGAGGGAGGCAGCAGUUGAACUGGUGGGCAGGUUUGUGCUCAAUCGGCCUCAGCUUAUUGAGCAGUACUACGACAUGCUCAUCGAGAGGAUACUGGACACUGGUAUCAGUGUACGUAAGCGUGUGAUUAAGAUUCUGAGGGAUAUCUGUCUGGAGCACCCAGGGUUCAGCAGGGUCACUGAGAUGUGUGUAAAGAUGAUCCGCAGAGUCAACGACGAGGAGGGAAUCAAGAAACUUGUGAAUGAGACGUUCCAGAAGCUGUGGUUUACUCCAACUCCCAGUCACGACAAGGAGACCAUGAACAGGAAGAUCACCAACAUCAGUGAUGUGGUGGCAGCCUGUCGGGACUCUGGUUAUGACUGGUUUGAGCAGCUCCUGCAGAAUUUGUUGAAAUCCGAAGAGGAAUCUUCGUACAAACCCACCAGGAAAGCUUGUAUGCAGCUAGUGGAUAAUUUAGUAGAGUAUAUCCUCAAAUAUGAGGCAGCUCUUACAGAGCACAAGAGUGUAAAUUCCACACGUUUAGUAGCCUGCAUUACCACUCUCUACCUGUUCAGCAAGAUCAGACCUCAACUGAUGAUCAGACAUGCCAUGACUAUGCAACCCUACCUCACCACCAAGUGCAGCUCUCAGAGUGACUUCAUGGUAAUCUGUAAUGUGGCUAAGAUCCUCGAACUGGUGAUUCCUCUGAUGGACCACCCAAGUGAGAACUUCCUCACCACUGUGGAGGAGGACCUGAUGAAACUCACCAUUAAAUACGGCAUGACGGUUGUGCAGCACUGUGUGAGCUGUUUGGGUGCAGUAGUGAAUAAGGUGACCCAUAACUAUAAGUUUGUGUGGGCGUGUUUUAACCGGUACUACGGUGCCCUGACCAAGCUGAAGGUGCAACACCAGGAGGGCAGAACUAGCCUGGGCGGAGUGACCCCCAACACCAACCCUGCCACUAAAGCAGCCCUGCUGCGUUCCCUCUUCACUGUGGGGGCGCUGUGCCGACACUUCGACUUCGACCUUGAGCACUUCAAGGGCCCCAGCAAGAUAGCAAUAAAAGAGAAGGUUCUGGAACUGCUGCUGUAUUUUACCAGUCAUGAAGACGAGGAGGUUCAGAGUAAAGCCAUCAUUGCACUGGGGUUCAUGUUUAUAAUGCACCCCAGUCAGAUGUUUGUGCUGGAGGUGAAGACUCUCUAUACUGGGUUGUUGGCUGACCUGAAGAGCUCUGUCACAUUGAAGAUACAGGUGCUUAAGAACCUGCAGAUCUACCUACAGGAGGAAGACUCACGCAUGCAGGAAGCUGACAGAGAGUGGCAGAAGCUGUCUAAAGCAGAGGACCUGAAGGAGAUGGGUGAUGUGUCAUCUGGAAUGAGCAGCUCCAUAAUGCAGCUGUACCUUAAGCAGGUGCUAGAGGCCUUUUUCCACACACAGUCCAGCGUCCGACACUUCGCUCUCAACGUCAUCGCCCUCACACUCAGCCAGGGGCUCAUACAUCCCGUACAGUGUGUGCCAUAUUUGAUCGCCAUGGGAACAGAUCCCGAACCCAGUAUGAGGAAUAAAGCUGAUCAGCAGCUGGUGGACAUCGACAAGAAGUACACGGGCUUCAUCCAUAUGAAGGCCGUGGCUGGGAUGAAGAUGGCGUUCCAGGUGCAGCAGGCCGUGAUGGGAGCGAGUUGUGCAGUGAUCCGUGGAUUCAGGAAGGAUGAGUCCCACACAGCCCUGUGUUCUCACCUCUACAGCAUGGUGCGCACCAACAGGACCCAGCGCAGAGCCCUCCUCAUCUCCCUGCUCAACCUGUUUGAUGACACCUCGAAGCUGGAGGUGAACGCUCAGCUGUUCUUGGCUGAUAACCUGGCCUACUUCCCCUAUCAGACUCAGGACGAGCCGCUCUUCAUCAUGCAUCACAUAGACAUCACACUGUCUGUGUCUGGCAGCAACCUGCUACAGACCUUUAAAGAGUCUUUAUUGAAGGCUCCGAAGCACACUAGGAGGAAGGGCCACCAGCGGGUGAGAGCUGAGGAAGAGGAGAGAGGUGGCACUGAUGAAGAGCAGACUGUGGGGGAAGCAGCAGAGCAGGAAGAGGAGGAUGAUGUGGGUGUAAGGAAGGCUAAGGAGACAGAGGUGUAUGCAGUCUCGGGGGCGGGGCCAGGAGCGGAAUCAGACUCCGACUCAGAGCUGGAGGAUGUGGAUGCGGUCAUGGAGCGUCUCCCUGAUGACUCAACACCCCUGCUGGACUUUGCUCGGGCAUCACAGGGGAUCCUGCUAUUGCUCGUCCUCAAACAGCACCUCAAAAACCUCUACGGCUUCUCUGACAGUAAAAUCCAGAAGUACUCUCCAUCCGAGUCAGCCAAAGUCUAUGACAAAGCCGUCAACAGGAAGUCCAGCAUCCACUUCAACCCUCGUCAGACCGUUGAUUUCUUGUCCAACAACAUGCUCAGUGAGCUCACCGAUGACCUAAAGAGAAAGAUCGUCAGGCAGUUCCUUGAUUUUAAGCUGUUGAUGGAACAUCUGGAUCCUGAUGAAGAGGAGGAGGAAGGUGAGACUGGCAUUGCUGUUCGGAACAAAGCCAUCUCGGCCCUGCUGGACGGGGCGGGUGGAGCAAGCCCACACGACCACCGCCCAGCCGCGUCAGACGAGGACAACAGUGAGGGAGACAAGCCACCAGGAGUGUCUCGACGUGGGAGGAAGGUGGGGGAGUGUGCGGACACUGUUCUGGCUAACACGAGUGAGUCUGUGAGUGCGCUGGAUAUCGUGGCCCUGCACUGCCCACGGUAUCACAUCCGGCCACAGCUGGCCCGCGUCCUGCAGCGCACGGACCAGGGCUACAACGUACGCUGGAUGGCUGGGUCCUACUCCAGCGCCUGGACUGAGGCACGCCGCAAGGAGGGACGCAAGCUCGUGCCCUGGGUGGACACCAUCCGCCACACAGACAUCAUCUACAAAAAGAUCACUCUCACCAGCGCCAGCAAGCUCAGCCACAGAGUGGCUCAAACGCUAAGAGCUCUGUACUCUAGCAAGGACAGGAACCCCAGUUAAUCUCUCACAAACACACUCACACAUACACACUCCUAAUCUACCCUUUUGAGACGCUCUUGAUCACUAAUGCUAGACUCAGCUUGGCAGUGCACUGAUGCUGGCCCUCUGAGGGUGUGCGUGGUCGUAACACUUGACUGAAAUGUUUGGAGAAACAUUUGUAAGGGUGCUUCUUCGCUGCUGUGCAGCACAACUCCUAUAUUCCUGUAUCAUAGUUUAACAGAAAAAUAUUGUUUAUAUCUAUUAAAAAAUUUAAAUAUUUACUGAAUGGAGAAGAAAAUUCGUUUAUUCAUGUUUUUACCUUUUUUUGUUAGCAACAGAUGGCUUUCUAUAGUUUGGCUCUUCCUUUAAAAGCAGAUAAUUCUUUUCUGUGGAACGGUUUAUUGGUUUUGUACGAUAACGGUGUGGCUGUAAUUUAUUGUGUAAAGCGUGCAGUAUGCGGUCCAGCCAGUGGCCAAGCACGUCUGCUGGAGGCCAAACCACAGGCCUCUGAUGGAACAAAUACUGCAAUAAAUUUUGUACUUCUCUUA